CCCUGCAGCUCCGCCGGCAAGCAUGGGCUACCGCACCGUGGUCAUGUACAUGGAGAUCGGCUGCUUCGUGGUGUGCGUGGCCGGCUGGAUCCUGGUCUGCUCCACCAUGCCCACCGAGAUCUGGACCUGGUCCGAGGUGGACAGCAUCGUGCUGACCACCUCCAACUACUUCUCCAACCUGUGGAAGGACUGCAUCUCCGACUCCACCGGAGUCUCCGACUGCAAAGGGAUUCCAUCGAUGCUAGCGCUCAACUGGGACAUCCACAUGUGCCGCGCUCUCAUCAUCAUCUGCAUCAUUCUGGCGUUUUUUGCCUCCAUCCUGGUGCUGGUGGGCAUGAAGUGCACCAAGCUCGGGGGGUCAGAGGUCGCCAACGCUCGAGUGACGUUUGCCGGGGGGAUGAACUACCUGAUCGGAGGAAUGUGCUCCAUGGUCGCCUUCUCCUUUUAUGGAAACAAAAUCAGAUCUGAAUUUCAGGACCCAAAUUUCAGAGCGCAGAAGUUUGAAAUCGGGGUGGGCGUGUUCAUUGGCUGGGGGGGCUCCACGCUGCUGGUGGUGGGCGGGCUCAUCUUCAGCAUCUUCGCCGGCAGAGAAGGCUGCCGCUCCAGCUCAGACAGAGACAGGUACCAGGCCUACCAGAUCCCACCGGCCUACGCGGUCGCCCCCACGCAGACGGGGAGGAGCGACAGCCGCAAGUCCAAGACCAUCAGCAGCACGGCCUCCAGCUUCUCUGGGAUAAGCAGCAUCACCAGGACCACGUCCACCAACUCUUACGUCUGACACCGCAGACGCUGACCUGUCAGUCAAAGCACGAGUGCGUCGAGUGCUUUGUUUUCUUUCUUGAAGUGGCAAUAAAGUUCUGAUCCUGUUCCACGUGUUGGACGGUAUCUUUUUAAACACAGUAAUAUACACCAGUAGAAAAUAAAAUAAAAAUGAAUAUGUGUGUAUUUAUUUAGCCAUGAGGUUAUUGAUGUCUUUUCCCGCA
This is a messenger RNA of Synchiropus splendidus (mandarinfish), 983 nucleotides long. Its product is annotated as claudin-10-like. Gene Ontology annotation, cellular component: bicellular tight junction; plasma membrane. NCBI's taxonomy places the organism in Eukaryota, Metazoa, Chordata, Actinopteri, Syngnathiformes, Callionymidae. Gene Ontology annotation, molecular function: structural molecule activity. The record is from RefSeq and is a predicted model, not a curated record. The transcript has 5 exons. The coding region runs from base 23 to 778 and encodes 251 amino acids. Gene Ontology annotation, biological process: cell adhesion; bicellular tight junction assembly.